UUCCCGCGGCGGGCCCCGCCCCCCGGCCAAUCGGACCCGCGCUCGCCCGAGCCCAGAUUUUCUUUGUUCCGCAGCCAUUUCAGGCCCCGGACCGGAGGCAACGCCGCUUCGGCAGAGGGCCCGAGCGCCGGAGGCCUCUGGGAUGGUGUGGGACCGGCAAACCAAGAUGGAGUAUGAGUGGAAACCUGACGAGCAAGGGCUUCAGCAAAUCCUGCAGCUGCUGAAGGAGUCCCAGUCCCCAGACACCACCAUCCAGAGAACCGUGCAACAAAAACUGGAACAACUCAAUCAAUAUCCAGAUUUUAACAACUACCUGAUUUUUGUUCUGACAAAAUUAAAAUCUGAAGAUGAACCCACAAGAUCAUUGAGUGGUCUCAUUUUGAAGAAUAAUGUGAAAGCACAUUUUCAGAACUUCCCAAAUGGUGUAACAGAUUUCAUUAAGAGUGAAUGUUUAAACAAUAUUGGUGACUCCUCUCCUCUGAUCAGAGCCACUGUAGGUAUUUUGAUUACAACCAUAGCCUCCAAAGGAGAAUUACAGAAUUGGCCUGAUCUCUUACCAAAACUGUGUGGCCUAUUGGAUUCUGAAGAUUACAACACUUGUGAGGGAGCAUUUGGUGCCCUUCAGAAGAUAUGUGAAGAUUCUGCUGAGAUUUUAGAUAGUGAUGUUUUAGAUCGUCCUCUCAACAUCAUGAUUCCCAAAUUUUUACAGUUCUUCAAGCACAGUAGCCCAAAAAUAAGAUCUCAUGCUGUUGCAUGUGUCAAUCAGUUCAUCAUCAGUAGGACUCAAGCUCUGAUGCUGCAUAUUGAUUCUUUUAUUGAGAAUCUCUUUGCAUUGGCUGGGGAUGAAGAACCAGAGGUACGGAAAAAUGUAUGCCGGGCACUUGUGAUGUUGCUUGAAGUUCGAAUGGAUCGCCUCCUUCCUCACAUGCAUAAUAUAGUUGAGUACAUGCUACAGAGGACCCAAGAUCAAGAUGAAAAUGUGGCUUUAGAAGCCUGUGAAUUUUGGCUCACUUUAGCUGAGCAACCAAUAUGCAAAGAUGUACUUGUAAGGCAUCUUCCUAAGUUGAUUCCUGUGUUAGUGAAUGGCAUGAAGUACUCAGAUAUAGAUAUUAUCUUACUUAAGGGUGAUGUUGAAGAAGACGAAACGAUUCCUGAUAGUGAACAGGAUAUAAGGCCACGUUUUCAUCGAUCAAGGACGGUGGCUCAGCAGCAUGAUGAAGAUGGAAUUGAAGAAGAUGAUGAUGACGAUGAUGAAAUUGAUGAUGAUGAUACAAUAUCUGACUGGAAUCUAAGAAAAUGUUCUGCUGCUGCCCUGGAUGUUCUUGCAAAUGUGUAUCGUGAUGAGCUUUUGCCACAUAUUUUGCCCCUUUUGAAAGAAUUACUGUUUCAUCAUGAAUGGGUUGUUAAAGAAUCAGGCAUCUUGGUUUUAGGAGCAAUUGCUGAAGGUUGCAUGCAAGGUAUGAUUCCAUACCUGCCAGAGCUCAUUCCUCACCUUAUUCAGUGCCUCUCUGAUAAAAAGGCUCUUGUGCGUUCCAUAACGUGCUGGACUCUUAGCCGCUAUGCACACUGGGUAGUCAGCCAGCCCCCGGACACGUACCUGAAGCCAUUAAUGACAGAAUUACUAAAGCGUAUUCUGGAUAGCAACAAGAGAGUACAAGAAGCUGCCUGCAGUGCCUUUGCUACCCUUGAAGAGGAGGCUUGUACAGAACUUGUUCCUUACCUUGCUUAUAUACUUGAUACCUUGGUCUUCGCAUUUAGUAAAUAUCAGCAUAAGAACCUGCUCAUUCUUUAUGAUGCCAUAGGAACGUUAGCAGAUUCAGUAGGACAUCAUUUAAACAAACCAGAAUAUAUUCAGAUGCUAAUGCCUCCACUGAUCCAGAAAUGGAACAUGUUAAAGGAUGAAGAUAAAGAUCUCUUCCCUUUACUUGAGUGCCUAUCUUCAGUUGCCACAGCUCUGCAGUCUGGCUUCCUUCCAUACUGUGAACCUGUGUAUCAGCGUUGUGUAAACCUAGUACAGAAGACUCUUGCACAAGCCAUGCUGAACAAUGCCCAACCAGAUCAAUAUGAGGCUCCAGAUAAAGAUUUUAUGAUAGUGGCUCUUGAUUUGCUCAGUGGCCUGGCAGAAGGACUCGGAGGCAACAUUGAACAACUGGUAGCCCGAAGUAACAUUCUAACACUAAUGUAUCAGUGCAUGCAGGAUAAAAUGCCAGAAGUUCGACAGAGUUCCUUCGCCUUGUUAGGUGACCUGACAAAAGCUUGCUUUCAGCAUGUUAAGCCUUGUAUAGCUGAUUUCAUGCCAAUAUUGGGAACCAACCUAAAUCCAGAGUUCAUUUCAGUCUGCAAUAAUGCCACAUGGGCAAUUGGAGAAAUCUCCAUUCAAAUGGGUAUAGAGAUGCAGCCUUAUAUUCCUAUGGUGUUGCACCAGCUUGUAGAAAUCAUUAACAGACCCAACACACCAAAGACGUUGUUAGAGAAUACAGCAAUAACAAUUGGUCGUCUUGGUUACGUUUGUCCUCAAGAGGUGGCCCCCAUGCUACAGCAGUUUAUAAGACCCUGGUGCACCUCUCUGAGAAACAUAAGGGACAAUGAGGAAAAGGAUUCGGCAUUUCGUGGGAUUUGUACCAUGAUCAGUGUGAAUCCCAGUGGAGUAAUCCAAGAUUUUAUAUUUUUUUGUGAUGCUGUUGCAUCAUGGAUUAACCCAAAAGAUGAUCUGAGGGACAUGUUCUGUAAGAUCCUUCAUGGAUUUAAAAAUCAAGUUGGGGAUGAAAAUUGGAGGCGUUUCUCUGACCAGUUUCCGCCUCCAUUAAAAGAGCGUCUUGCAGCUUUUUAUGGUGUUUAACCUCAUAAACUUAAGCUGCAGUCCCAUAAUUAGGGGUCCUUCGGUCUUGGAGACUAUGAGGGAGCCUCUGCACCCAGGGAAAAUGUUACCCUUUACAGGGGGGAAGGGUAAACCAGUAGGGAAUACAGUACUACAAUCCCAACCCUACUGGGAGGGGCGGGAGGGAGGUGUUGCCGUCACUGUAUUAAGUCGAUGUUGGGAAACGUUUUAACAUCUGGAGCCUUUGUGGGUGGAAAUCUGUCUCCAAUUACAACUCUGCACUGGAUGUGAAGAAGCAAAAAAAAAAAAAACUGUUCUGUCUACUCACAAAACAGUACAUUCUGGAAUAUUAUGGGGAAUUAUACCAAAACAAGAACCAUAUAAAUGAUGCAUAGGAAUAAGAGAGGAAAAUUUCUAUAGCGCACAAUAAAGGAAACCUAAGAAUAGGGGUUACAAACAGUAAA
Molecule: messenger RNA, 3282 nt
Organism: Pteropus alecto (black flying fox)
Lineage: Eukaryota; Metazoa; Chordata; Mammalia; Chiroptera; Pteropodidae
Gene: TNPO1
Product: transportin 1
Exons: 25
Coding region: 143-2839 (898 amino acids)
Biological process (GO): protein import into nucleus
Cellular component (GO): nucleus; cytoplasm
Molecular function (GO): nuclear import signal receptor activity; small GTPase binding
Source: RefSeq, a predicted model, not a curated record